AAAUCCACAAAGCAGACUGACUAGUUUUGUACUCUCUCUCAGCCAUUGACACUAGAAUGCACCAUUGAAGUGCCUAAACUUCUAGAAGGAUCUUGAUCGAACAAAAUGCUUGUCAAAUUCUGUAAAGCCCUCGAAAUUUAGACGCUGUAAAGACGAAUUCGAAAAGCACGCUACUUGAGCGAGACAUAAUGUCAGUUACGCUGCACACGAAUCUCGGUGACAUCAAGUGUGAGAUUUUCUGCGACGAGGUCCCCAAGGCCGCCGAGAAUUUUCUGGCUCUUUGUGCAAGUGGUUAUUACGAUGGGACCAUAUUUCACCGAAAUAUUAAAGGUUUUAUGAUUCAAGGUGGAGACCCAACAGGUACAGGCAAGGGGGGAACCAGUAUAUGGGGGAAGAAGUUCAGCGACGAGAUAAGAGAAUCUCUCAAGCACAACGCAAGGGGGAUACUUUCAAUGGCCAAUAGUGGCCCCAAUACUAAUGGAAGCCAGUUCUUCUUAACAUAUGCGAAGCAGCCUCAUCUGAAUGGAGUGUACACUGUGUUUGGUAAAGUGAUUCAUGGGUUUGAAGUCCUUGAUCUAAUGGAAAAGACUCAAACGGGUCCGGGAGAUCGGCCACUAGCAGAGAUCAGACUCAAUCGCGUCACAAUGCAUGCUAACCCACUUGCUGGCUAGCCUUGGCUUGAAACAUUUCUGGCUUUUCUGCAUCAUGGGAAGCCGGCGGUGAAGACUUCGAGCCCGUUUGGACUAAUUUAAUCAGUUUUCAAGCAUAAAACGAAAGUUCUCAUUUUCAAGAAGCUUGCAAAGACUUCGAGCCAAGUGUCGGAUUUUUUUAUUUUUAUUUUUAAAAAAGAAAGUUCUUCCACAUGUAUCGUUUGCUUUUCACCAUGACCUUCUAGUUAUAUCAGUUCAGACACAGGAAUCUCCAUGUUGCUCGGCACAAAGGUGAUAUAAUUUCUUGUUCAAACUAAUCUUCAGUUCAAAUAAUAAAAGCCAAUACCCCUUUUUUCA
Messenger RNA from Carya illinoinensis, 1007 nucleotides. Its product is annotated as peptidyl-prolyl cis-trans isomerase CYP18-1. Gene Ontology annotation, molecular function: peptidyl-prolyl cis-trans isomerase activity. The transcript is spliced from 6 exons. The coding region runs from base 189 to 671 and encodes 160 amino acids. The record is from RefSeq and is a predicted model, not a curated record. NCBI's taxonomy places the organism in Eukaryota, Viridiplantae, Streptophyta, Magnoliopsida, Fagales, Juglandaceae. Gene Ontology annotation, cellular component: catalytic step 2 spliceosome. Gene Ontology annotation, biological process: protein folding; protein peptidyl-prolyl isomerization.